ACAAUGUUCUUUAUAAUUUUUUACAUUGUUUGGUAGGGUUGAUUAGGUGAACGGACCACCUAUUUUUGGUAUAUCAAACUAUUAGUUUAUGAUUGUUAUCCUAAGCUUUGAGGAUUAAAGUCUUUAGAAUUCCAGUUUCAGAAGAUAAAAGGAGCAGGCAAUAUUCACAUCUUAUAUAUUACCAACAGCAAAAGUGUAUGUGAAGAAGAAGAAGAAGAAGAAGAAUAAGAAUGUUUUGAAGUUCUGGAUAACUGUUCGAGUACAAAAACACAGCACGUGGUUUCUUUCAUUCUGCUGUGUUUCCUGUCUCAUCUUCAAUUUAAUUAUAGCUUCUUUCUUAUUUCUUAGGUUUUUCCCUUUUCUUUGUAUUAUCUUAUUAUUGUUGCAAGAUUGCUGUGUGCUUCGUGUUAAGUGUUCGUCACUUUGUCUUUGAAUUGAUCAAAGCUGCUUGUAAAGUUUGGGGUUUCAGUUAUAUAAACGUACAAAAUGAGUGAGUCAGUUAAAUCUGGGGGUAGACUGGAAGUGUCUGUUUCAUUUGGUAGAUUUGAUAGUGAUGAUCUUCCUUGGGAGAAAUGGUCAUCGUUCUCACCAAAUAAGCAUUUAGAGGAAGUUGGUAACUUAUCAACGCCUGGGUCAGUUGCCCAGAAGAAGGCAUAUUUUGAAGCCCACUACAAGAAAAUUGCAGCUCGGAAAACAGAGGAAUUAUUGGAGGAGGAGAAGUCCAUGGAUGACGCAGAUGAAGGAUUAUCUAAUGGAGAUAGUUUAGGAGAAGUUGUAGAGGAAGUGCCUACGAUAUAUUUGAGUUACAGUAGCUUUGAUGAUGCAGUUAAAGAUAAGAACGAUGGAUAUGGUGAAGGAGCAGUGCAGGUGCCUACAACCUGUCUGAUAGAAGUCCUCAGUACAGAGGAGGAAAAACAAAAUCCUGAUGAUCAGCUGAAUGACAGCAGCAACAAGGUUGAUUCAGAAUUAACUGGUCAGAACUCUUCUCCACAAGUUUCAGAAAAAUUUUUGGAAAGGGAUAGUGGUGUAGAAAAAUCAAAUUCAUCCGAGUUUGAUUCUCUGCAAGUUUCAGAAAAAGCUUUGGAAAGGGAUAAUGUUGUAGAAAAAUCAAAUUCACCGAAGAAGACUAGUUUUAAGAUUAGUUCGGGAGAUGUACCUAACAAGGUAGCUCAGAAAAGAUGGGGGAGAGCUGUGGUACCUGCAGGGAAGUCUUCUCCAGUUUCAACUCCUAGGCAGGUGAAGGUGAAGCCAGUUUCGUCAUCCAUAUCUGCCUCAAAGUCCUGGCAAAAGAAGACUAAUGAGUCAGCAGUUCCUCAAGGCAGGAAGUUGGUACCAGGACAGACUAAGAGAGGAGCUGAUGCUGGAUCCCUACACAUGUCUAUGAUUUUUGGCCCAGCAAAUUCUUCCACUGUGACUCGCAAGUCAUUGAGAAUGGAGAAACCAAAGGAUAAGGACAUUGUUAAGAGAGGAAUCAGGUCUUCCCACAAUCAAACCAAAGCAGUUCCAAAUAAUACUCAAAUGCAGGGGUUAGCUACUUCAACUGGGUCCAAGAUCUCCACAUGCCUAGUUCAUGCUAAUGAGAAUCCAGGACUAAGAGAUGAUCCUGAAAAGAUUGGUGCUCAAAGGAAUCAGCCAGGCAGGGGAUCAAAUGCGUCGUCGGCAAGAUCAAACAAAAAUUCUCUGCCAGAGAAGAAAAUGACAGCAGGAUUUUCACAACAUAUUGGUCUUAGAAGCGAUGAAAGGGCUGAAAAGCGAAAAGAGUUUCUAAAGAAUCUGGAGGCUAAAUCAAUUGCCAGAGAAGCACAAAAUGCUCAAGUAAACGCUAAAUCAAAAGAAGAAAAGGAAUCCGAGCUUAGAAAAUUGAGACACUCUCUCAACUUCAAGGCCAAGCCUUUGCCGUCAUUCUACAGAGUUCAAAGAAAAGCUCAUUUGGAGAAGGCAAGUAAUCCCUGGCUCUAGGACGCUGAUGACAAUGAGUUGCACCAAUGACUUACAUCUCACAUGUAAUUUAUUCCUCAGCAACUCCGACCAGUGAAGAAGUAAAGCUUUCCCACUAAACCUUGAUGCAGACAUGCAGGGUAGUGCACUUUUGGCGGCAGUAAAAUUGACCAACAUGCUAAUAGUGUUUUCCUUAAAUUAAUCAGAAUGUAGCAAAGAUAUGGUAAACCUAAACUGUAGAUACACAUGAAAACUUUCUUUUCUCAUACUUGAAAUCACGUUAAUGCACAAGACUGUCGUGUAAUUAUGUCAUAACUAAAGGUUGUGUCAUCAAUAUGGGAUUUUUUGUAGUAUAAUUGCACUUCAUCAAUUGAUAGCAGCAGAAAUCUGAUUUGAAAUCAGUAAACUAAGCAUACCAAUAACCUGUCAUAAUGGAAAUAAAUAAAUGAAACAAAUGCCAAAGGCCCGAAUAAAACUACUCUAUUAGAGAAGUGAACUUCAGCUAAUACUGUAAUAGAAAAGAAGACGACAAUGUAGAAUAGCAGUUGAUGAAAUUCGAAAUCCUAAUCUCACAUGGGUAAAUCUCCUUUCUUUAUUUCUUCUGGAAAAGCUUGCUUUUGUUGCAUUUGAGUUUAAUCCAGCCGAUGCCUGAGGACGCACCGUCUUUGACUUUCCUCGCCGCCUCCUUCGUUUUCUCAUAUCCCGCCGCAGCAACCACCCUAGUCUUUUCGACGCCGGCUGAAGCCACUUCCUUGGUCUGCCCAAACUUCUCGCUUACUCUCUUGGACAAUUUCUGAUCUGCGGAGCUGCUUCCCGCUCCCCAUGUAUUUUCCUUCGACGCCAUUGAUAUAUGUUCAGGAGGUGGAUUUGAAAAAUGAGGUGAGAAUACAAGGGGAACCAAAAGAUGCCAAGGAUAGGGUUCUGACUUUCAAA
Andrographis paniculata is the source of this 2871-nucleotide messenger RNA. Its product is annotated as protein WVD2-like 7. The transcript is spliced from 7 exons. The coding region runs from base 487 to 1959 and encodes 490 amino acids. The record is from RefSeq and is a predicted model, not a curated record. Lineage: Eukaryota; Viridiplantae; Streptophyta; Magnoliopsida; Lamiales; Acanthaceae.